This is a messenger RNA of Salmo salar (Atlantic salmon), 3692 nucleotides long. NCBI's taxonomy places the organism in Eukaryota, Metazoa, Chordata, Actinopteri, Salmoniformes, Salmonidae. The record is from RefSeq and is a predicted model, not a curated record.
CAUGGCUACCCAGACUAUUUGCAUUGCUCUGAUGACACAGAUGACUUCAUCAACAAAGACAAGUAAUGUGUGUUAUGUAGAAAGUUGUAUUCAAAAACAUUUGAUAAAAAAGUAGGCUAAUUCCCCAGCAAGCAGAUACAACUAGUAGAAUCAUUUUGGUUGUGAAGUGCAUUAGCAAAUAGAUUUGUCCUUUCUUUAGAACAAAAUACAAUUUACCACUUGGCUGUCUAUUAUAUUACCUGUCACAGGCCCUACCAGUCAACACCACCUCAUAAGCCUGCCUGCUGCACUUGUUCAAGAGAUGUCCAGUUUGCAGCCGGACAUGGGGGCCGUCAUCAGCAUAAUGCAGACAUGCCCUCGCUGUGAGUAUUCCUAUGAAUGGAACAGUCAGUCACAUGUUGGCAAGUAUCCAACCAGCAACCUUCACCUGUCAGCGGCAACAGCUUUCACCGUCUCAUAAUUUGUACUAAUACAGAAGGUAAUCCACUUCAUUACUUUGAUCCAUUUGAUAACCCAAUUUUGAAACUAAAUGUAUGUAAACUGACAUUAUUUGUUGCUAUUUUCUACUUAGAUGCAUAUAAUGUGUGUGUGUUUGUUUGUUUGUGUGUGUGACUGACCAGUAUCUUUGAGGAGGGGGCAGGAGCUAAUCUACGCUGCCAUGUCUAUCAAUGGGGCUCUGCCAAUGACCUUACCUCCAGCCUCACCUCUUGCCUGCUCACCAACGAUCGUCGAUGGGGAGAACAGAAUUAGAAACAUACAUGGAGACUUGCAAGAUGAUGUGAUGAAGUCCAGACCGACAGACGCACUUGAUACUGAUGUCUCUGAAUGUAGAGAGACCUGGAACUCAUCAUAAAAUGUUUACUAGACACAACUUUUACUUGUAUUGUCUUUUUUAUUAUUGAAUGGAAUGGUAUCAGUCAGUAUGGGUAGGAAGAAACCCUGUGUAUUCUGCACCAGGAUCAGGGCACUCCUGUUGUAUACGGGACACCACACAGGGAGGUAUGACCACUCUGACAUGUUUGCCAAGGUGGCCCCAUUACCACAAGAGAAAAUGCCGAUAGGCACAGUGUCUGUAUUGGCUGGGAAUGGCAAUGAAAGGUGAAAGGUGCACAUUGUUAUAUUAGCAGAACACUGCUUCAAUGGUAUUAUGUAAAGGGUUGUUUAUUCUACAUGGACCUGUUACUACAUUUGAAAGAUAUCAAAACACUUUGUUUAUAACAUCUACAUAAAUUCAAAAAUUGAAUUCUUCUCAUAUUAUUCUGUAGGCUACUCCCCUAUUCAAAGCUUCCUCAGGCAUCUCACCAUACAUCCGCCUGUAGUUGAGUUCAACCUGCAGGAUGUUUGUUUGUUGUGAUUUGUGGGGAGAAACAGCUGCUGGCAAGGUUAUGACAGAUGGGUGUGUCUUGGUGGUGGCAAGGACACACCUGAGAAACACAUCAAACCACACCCCCAAGCCAACUCGCGUUCGGCUUCUGUCAUGGCUGCCAGCAUUUCAUAAGCAGCAAGCCAAAAAACGAGGCCAAAUCAGCAGGUGUAGUUCCCGUUUAAGGUUGUAACACAUUGGACAGGAGAAACAGUUAAAUGGGAAAAUAGCGCUUUAGAGUUUGACAACAGAUAUAACAUUUGUUUAUUGUUUUCAAUAUCUAACAUGACUCUUCAUUUUCAGUGCACUUUAACACGUGAAUAUCCAGAGUAUGUUAAAAUUAUUGAAGUCGGACCAAGAGACGGACUUCAAAAUGAAAAGGAAAUGGUUCCGACAAGAGUCAAAAUCCAGCUGAUAAACAUGCUCUCGGAAACAGGCCUGCCUGUGAUCGAGGCCACCAGCUUUGUGUCUUCAAAGUGGGUACCACAGAUGGCGGACCACACUGAAGUGCUUCAAGCCAUCCACAGAUCUUCUCAUACUCGUUAUCCUGUACUGACACCCAACAUGCACGGCUUUCAGGAUGCUGUUGCAGCUGGUGCUACUGAAGUGGCCGUGUUUGGGUCUGCCUCUGAGACCUUCAGUCAGAAAAAUAUCAAUUGCUCUAUUGAUGACAGCAUGCUGAGGUUCGAGGAAGUCAUUUGCACUGCUAAACAACAACAGAUUCCAGUCCGUGGAUAUGUUUCUUGUGCACUAGGAUGUCCAUACGAGGGACCCAUUGAACCCACUAAAGUUGCAGAGGUGGUAAAGCGGUUGUAUGAACUGGGCUGCUAUGAGGUGUCUCUGGGGGAUACUAUCGGCGUGGGCACCCCAGGCUCCAUGGCCAAGAUGCUGCACUACGUCAUGAAAGAGGUACCCAGCAGCGCUCUGGCCGUUCACUGCCACGACACCUAUGGCCAGGCUCUGGCCAACAUCCUAACUGCACUGCAGAUGGGGAUUUGUGCGGUGGACUCGUCUGUAGCAGGUCUGGGCGGGUGCCCAUAUGCCCAGGGAGCCUCUGGUAACGUGUCAACAGAAGAUGUUCUCUAUAUGCUCCAUGGCAUGGGCAUUAAAACUGGAGUCGAUCUCUCCAAGGUAAUAGAGGCAGGUGAUUUCAUCUGCAAAGCCUUAAAGCGCAAGACCAACUCCAAGGUAGCCCAAGCAAGAAGCAACUCCUCGUGAUUGAUACAAGAAGAAGAUAAAGACCUUUAGCAGUGUUUUGUCCUGCUGAUGCUGCAUAUAGAUAGCCAACGAUGCUAUACAAAGUGCAAUAUACAUUUUUUUUUAAACCAAAAUUGAUGGCCAUUUAGCAGAGGCACUUUAUUAAAACGUUGCUGGAUAAGGCCUACUUAAAUUCAAGAAAUAACUGAACUUUUUUAACCAAAAAACCUCUUCCAGUUAUCACGUAUAGACUGUCUGGCAGGAGGUGAAAGAUAGAGAUGACUCCUCACUAAGUUGUGAAAGUUAUUCAUGGUGUUUCUGUGGGGGUCUCUUCCCAUUCAUUUCCAGCUCAGCAGGAGUCCUGCUGGGUUUUAAACCAGUGAGCGUCGAUCAUUGUCUCCCUCAAAAUGUAUUUCUCUCCCUCAACAUGUAUUUUCAAGUCUGUGCUCUAUUAACAUGGAAGUCUGCCUGUCUCCACAUGUAAAAUAUUGAUUCGUUUUUUCUCUCUUCAAAGCAAAUGUUAUUUGUCAUGUGCCAAAUACUGGUAUAGACUACAGUGAAAUUCUUGCUUACGAGCCCUUCACAACGAUGCAGAGUAAAACAAAUAAUAGUAACACAAUUCAUCCUCACCAGUGCAUGACCCCAUUCAAAACCAUCUAGAUGGUUACGACCAUUCAUUUUAUUCUGUAGAGUUAAAAGCACAGUAGGCGGCAGCUUUAUGUCGACCUAUUGUAUGUGCAAUAGUCAGAGGGGUCAAAUGUAUUUUACCUGGAGAAGCCUCUUAACCGUUUAUUUUAGUUGAAGUAGGCCUUCUGAUCAUACAGCAUCUCUAAGAACACCGAACAAUAUCAUGAACUUUGUUGUAUAACAAAGUAUUUAACCUCCCUUCCACUAGACUGUACUCCUUUUAAAACGCCUCACAAAAUGUCAAUAUACACAAGUAAAUUAUUUUAUUAAUUUGCAUUUCAAUAGUAAUAGUAAUGAAUGCAGUUCAAUGUGAAGUAUUAUGUGACAAAGCUCCAUAAUAAGAAGAAAUAUAUUCAAUGUAUGUAGUGACUUUAUUCUAUGGGUUCAUCUUGCAAUAGGAAGCAACAUUUAUAUUAUACAUUAAAUAAAAAGUUAUUUAAAAAGG